AAAAGUAAAGUUUUGGACCGGUUGAAUGUAAUUAAACACAAUGUGUAAUAAAGAAAUUUCAUCAAAGCUUUAAUUAAUAAUAUAUAAGAAUAUUUAAAAAAUAUAAUAACAGAAUAAUAGCCCAGGUUAUCAUAAAAGGAACUAGCAAUAGUGUGUUUGAUGAUACAUAUAAAACCUUAUUACAGUGUUAUACUCCGUUUAAAUGCACGUGUUUCGAAUCUGUCGUACAGUAGUUGUGUAAAUAAUUUCAUUAAAAAUGUUAACUGAGCCAAGGUUGAGUAACGCAACUCUAGAUUUUGGGGUUCCUCGUGAAAAGCAAAAUCUGCUCUUGGAAAGUCUAGGAAGUCCACAUGUUGAUUCUUUCAAUUAUAUGCUGGAGGAUGGCUUAAAAGAAUCUAUAAAGGAAUUGGUACCAGUAUACUUGACACUUCCAAAUGAUGAUAAAGUAGUAUUGUGGAUAGAAGAUGCAAGUAUUGGUAAUCCCAGUGUACCUACUGGUACAAUUGGAAUUAAAACCUAUCAGAUAUAUCCUACAGAAUGUCGGCAAAGAGGUGCUACGUAUAAAGGAAAGCUAAUUGCAAAAAUUGGCUGGUCAAUUAAUGGACAACAGCAAGAAAGUAUCAAUAGAGAAAUGGGAGAAGUUCCUAUUAUGAUCAAGUCCAAUAGAUGUCAUUUGACUGCAAUGAGUCCUAAGGAAUUAGUUGCUCAUGGUGAACAUGAAGAAGAAUGGGGUGGAUAUUUUAUUAUCAAAGGACAUGAAAGGCUUAUCAGAAUGUUACUGAUGACUCGGAGAAACUAUCCAAUAGCGAUCAAACGAUCCAGUUGGAAGCAACGAGGAUCUCAAUUCAGUGAUUUAGGUCUUCUCCUCAGAAGUGUUAGGGAUGAUAAUACUUCCUCGAAUAAUACUUUGCACUAUGUAUUGGAUGGCUCUGCAAAAUUAAUGUUCUCACAUAGAAAAGUGCUCUACUAUAUUCCUCUGAUUCUUAUGUUGAAAUGUCUCAUUAAUGUGUCUGACAAAUAUAUCUUCAGUCAGUUGAUAUGCGGAUGCGAGGAUGAUCUUCGUUACAAAGGAUGCAUCCUAAAUAUGUUGCGUGCAGUACAUGAAGAAGGUCUGCAUACUCAUGAAGAGUGCAAAGCAUAUAUCGGAAAAAUGUUCAGAGUAAAAUUCUUUGAGUUACCACAGGAGUUUACAGAUUCUCAAAUUUGUGACUUCAUUAUUAAACACUGUUUAGCCAUUCACCUGGACGAUCCUGAGGAUAAAUUUAACCUGCUAAUCUUCAUGACACAAAAACUAUUUGCAUUAGCCGACAACAAAUGUCUUGCUGAGGGUGCUGAUGCAGUUAUGAUGCAGGAGUGCCUCUUGGGUGGUCAUUUAUACUUACAAGUACUUAAAGAAAAAAUGUACUCCUGGCUUGUUGGUCUUCGUAUGGCCAUUAUAAAACGCAUCAGAAGCAAGGGUAUCAACUACAAUCUAACAUUCGGUGAAAUGUCAAACGCAAUGAAACAUUGUGGCUCAUUUGAAUCGCAGAUGGAAAAUUUUCUUGCCACAGGAAAUAUAAAGUCAAACACGGGUUUAGGUUUAAUGCAAUCCUCUGGACUCUCCAUCGUCGCUGAGAAUAUUAACAGAAUGAGAUACAUGAGUCACUUCCGUGCCAUUCAUAGAGGAUCCUUCUUCCAGGAGAUGAGGACUACAGAAGCUAGACAAUUAUUACCUGACGCCUGGGGAUUUAUCUGUCCUGUCCAUACACCCGAUGGCGCACCCUGUGGUCUUCUCAAUCAUUUAACUAUGAAUUGUAUUGUAACAAAGCAUCCAGAUCCAAAAUUGAAAUCCAAUAUACUGACAGUUUUACUGGAUUUGGGAAUGUUACCUUUUGGAGUUGCUUCAAAAAUAGAAAACGCAUAUACUGUGAUGCUGGAUGGAAAGAUUGUAGGGAAAAUUGAACAUAACAUAAUAGGCAGACUGGCUGAUAGGCUGCGACUACUAAAAAUCAGUGGGAAAACUAUACCUUCUACCAUGGAAAUAGUUUUGGUGCCUAAGAAAAAUGUAACCUCCCAAUAUUCUGGGCUUUUUUUAUUUACUGGUCCCACACGUAUGAUGAGACCUGUAUUAAAUCUGGCUGUUAAAAAAAUUGAAUAUAUUGGUACUUUUGAACAAAUUUAUAUGAACAUUUGUGUUACACCAGAAGAAGCAUACAAUGGUUUGACUACUCAUCAGGAGUUAUCGAAAAUAGGUUUCCUCAGUAAUCUAGCCUGUCUUAUUCCAAUGCCUGACUGCAAUCAGAGUCCCCGGAACAUGUACCAGUGUCAGAUGGGUAAACAAACAAUGGGCACUCCUUGUCAUACUUGGCAACUACAAUCAGAAACAAAAUUAUAUAGGUUGCAAACACCUGCUACACCUUUAUUUAGACCAGUGCAUCAUGACAAUAUAAAUUUGGAUAAUUUUGCAAUGGGAACAAAUGCUAUAGUGGCUGUUAUUUCAUACACAGGUUAUGACAUGGAGGACGCUAUGAUAAUAAAUAAAUCAGCGUAUGAGCGAGGCUUUGCGCAUGGAAUGAUUUAUAAAUCUGAAUUCAUAGACUUGAAAAAUCAAAAGAGCUUUUUUGCACGAGAUCCUGAAAAAGUGCAUCUGGCUGAAAAAUUGGAUGAGGAUGGUUUACCUCACCCUGGAUCUCUCUUACAAAGUGGCGAACCUUAUUACAGUUACUAUGACGCGGAUCAGUCUCAUUAUGUCGUAGGAAAAUAUCGUGGAAAGGAAAAUGCGUACGUUGAUAACAUAAGGCUAUGUGGAAGUCUCCAGCAACAUAUACCUAGAAGAGCCUGUAUAACAUUACGCAUACCUCGUAAUCCAAGCGUCGGCGACAAAUUCGCAUCUCGUGCUGGUCAGAAAGGUAUUUGUUCCCAAAAAUGGCCAGCUGAAGAUUUACCCUUCACCGAAACUGGCCUAAUACCGGAUAUCGUGUUCAACCCUCAUGGAUUCCCUAGUCGAAUGACAAUUGCUAUGAUGAUCGAAGUAAUGGCAGGCAAGUCAGCAGCACUGCACGGCCUUGUCCACGAUGCGACUCCAUUUAGAUUUUCUGAAGAAGAUACGGCUGUAGAAUAUUUUGGUAAAUUACUUGAACAGGGUGGAUACAAUUACUAUGGCACAGAGAAAAUGUACUCAGGUUUGGACGGUCGUGAAAUGAAAGCUGAUAUAUUCUUUGGCGUUGUUCAUUAUCAAAGACUACGCCAUAUGGUAUCAGACAAGUGGCAAGUAAGAAGUACAGGACCUAUUGACGUGUUGACUAGACAACCGAUAAAGGGUCGCCGAAGAGGAGGUGGUGUACGAUUUGGAGAGAUGGAACGUGACUCCUUGAUAUCGCACGGCUGUUCCUUCCUGUUACAGGACAGACUUUUCCAUUGUUCUGACAAGACUACGGCUCUGGUCUGUCAAAAAUGUGGAACGUUGUUGGGACCAGUAAUCGAAUUAAUAGUAAAUAAGACCGGAAUGGGUGAGAAGAGGAUGAGAUGUCGUCUCUGUGGUGACGACGGUAUUGUCGGCGAAAUUGACAUCCCUUACAUAUUCCGUUACCUGGUGACACAGCUGACUUCGUGCAACAUAAACAUAAAACUGACCUUUACGAAGAAAUAGUUCUUGUACAGAAGAUACACAUGAAUGGACAUCUUGUUUUAUUAUAGUCUUCAUUUACCUGUUACACACAAUUAAUUGUAAAAUAAAUCCGCCGAAAUUUAA
Molecule: messenger RNA, 3730 nt
Organism: Cephus cinctus (wheat stem sawfly)
Lineage: Eukaryota; Metazoa; Arthropoda; Insecta; Hymenoptera; Cephidae
Gene: RpI135
Product: DNA-directed RNA polymerase I subunit RPA2
Exons: 15
Coding region: 257-3628 (1123 amino acids)
Biological process (GO): DNA-templated transcription
Cellular component (GO): nucleus; RNA polymerase I complex
Molecular function (GO): ribonucleoside binding; DNA binding; DNA-directed RNA polymerase activity
Source: RefSeq, a predicted model, not a curated record